AUGGUUGUGAGGUAAAUUUGUGGGAUUUUAGGCCUCUUGUCUUCCCCAUCCAUGUGUUUGCAAUGCAAUAAAAACCCUUACUACCAGACCACCAGGGGUGGAGGAAGUAAUAGUAUAUUUAUUCCGAACAAACCCCCCAACUUGAGUCUUUAAUUACUAACAACUAAAACCUAAUUUGGUAAUUAGGUACAGCAUCCUCGAGCAGAGCACUCCCCCGUUGCCUUCCCCAUUGCAGCACCAGAUAGAUAUCAAUGAAGAUUGCCAUAGAAGGAUGCAUGCACGGGGAUCUGGAUAAUGUUUAUGCAACUCUCUUGCAUUUACAACAAGUUGAGAGGACAAAAAUUGAUCUUCUAAUUUGUUGUGGUGAUUUCCAGGCCGUUAGGAACGAGAAGGAUUUGGAAAGCUUAAGCGUACCACCGAAAUACAGGAGCAUGAAUUCUUUCUGGAAGUAUUACUCAGGAGAAAAAGUUGCCCCCUUUCCAACUAUAUUCAUCGGAGGAAACCAUGAAGCAUCCAAUUACCUCUGGGAACUAUACUAUGGAGGAUGGGCAGCACCACAUAUAUACUUCUUGGGAUUUGCAGGCGUCGUCAAGUUUGGAAGUGUUCGCAUUGGUGGUCUUUCUGGAAUUUACAAGUCUAACCAUUAUCAUUUAGGACAUUUCGAAAGGCCUCCAUAUAAUGAUAGGGAUAUCAAGUCAGUAUACCAUGUACGCGAGUACGAUGUUCACAAACUCAUGCAAAUUGAAGAACCUGUCGAUAUAUUUGUUUCACAUGAUUGGCCCGUUGGUAUCACUGACCAUGGAAACUGGAAACGUCUUGUACGCGAUAAGCCUUAUUUCAAGGAGGAGAUUCAGGAUAGAACUUUGGGAAGUAAACCUGCUGCAGAGUUGCUAGAAAAGUUAAAACCGCCUUACUGGUUCUCGGCUCACCUGCAUUGCAAAUUUGCUGCUUUAGUUCAACACGGCGAUGAAGGUCCCGUAACAAAAUUUCUUGCACUCGAUAAGUGUAUCCCUGGACGAAAAUUUUUGCAGAUUAUUGAAGUUGAAUCGGAGCCUGGGCCAUAUGAGAUUCAGUAUGAUGAAGAGUGGCUAGCAAUAACUCGUAGAUACAAUUCUAUUUUUCCUCUGACUAUGAAAAGAUCGUAUUUUGGGGGUAAACAAGUUGACAUGGAAGAUAGUCGUCAGUGGGUUAGAAGUAAGCUGCAAUCUAGAGGGACUAAACCUUUUGAGUUUGUGCGCACGGUUCCAUGCUAUAAUUCUUUUGAGACUGGUGCUAGUGGUUCCUUUUCUGGGCAUAAUCGUAAUCCUCAAACAGAAGCUUUGCUAGAGUUUCUAGAACUUCCAUAUGUUCUUGAUGACAGUGAGGUGGCAGAAUCUUCAGUUUCCAGAGUUGAAGACGGAGGAGGAGGAGGAGGCGUUGAGGAUGCGGAUGAAAUACAGCUUCCAGAGGAAGAAGAUGAUGAUGAUGAUGAUGAUGAUGAUGUUGAGGAUUAGAAACAGAUCUUAACUUGUUUUUUUUUAUUAUUAGCAAGCAUGUAAUCAUUGUGAGUUGUAAGGUUUGGGUGUCAAGGUACUUACUGCUAUCACUUUUAACCACCAUACUUUUACUUGCCGGAAUUUAUAGGUUUGUUUUGAUUUAGGAUGUA
Messenger RNA from Helianthus annuus (common sunflower), 1645 nucleotides. Its product is annotated as lariat debranching enzyme. Lineage: Eukaryota; Viridiplantae; Streptophyta; Magnoliopsida; Asterales; Asteraceae. Gene Ontology annotation, biological process: mRNA splicing, via spliceosome. Gene Ontology annotation, molecular function: RNA lariat debranching enzyme activity. The record is from RefSeq and is a predicted model, not a curated record. Gene Ontology annotation, cellular component: nucleus. The transcript has 10 exons. The coding region runs from base 252 to 1493 and encodes 413 amino acids.